UUCUCCUUGCUGUCUUCAACCUCCUCAUCAACAUCAUGUCAACAUUCAUCGAGCUUCCUACACCGCUGCCAAGUGACUCGAUCGGACCUGGCUACAUCGUCACUGUUCCCUUCAACGACAUCGCCCCUUCAUUCUCUCUCCGCCCGCAACACCAACCAGAGGUACACAUCAAAGAACAAAGCAUCAUCACACAAAAUGCACAUGAUGGGCUCGGGACUACGAAAUUCAUAUCCCAAAGGAAGGAUUCAGUAACCCUAAACGACGAGGACUCCACACAGAUCUCCCUCACCCACCCCCAGGCAUCAUUCAACGACCUCCGCAACGACCCCAAAACACACGCUUCCAUUCGCACAGCAGCAGUCCAGCAUCCCUCUCUAUUCUACGUUACAAGUGUUCGAGUAGUCUCCCCUCUAACCGAGGCCUCGGCAGGCGCGAUCCGCCCGCCCACGCACGUGACAUCCUCCACACCCACAAGCGGCAAAGUUGUCGGCGUCGAGCUCUCAAAAGUCAAAUGCCGCGUUGGAGCUGCUGAUGAGCCGCAUGCGUUGGACGACUUGGAGUAUGAUUGGAGCUAUCAUGCGCUGGAGGAUGGGGUGCAACUCUCGAUCGGGUUGGGGAAAGCGGUAACAGAAGAUGAGAUUAGGGGAUGUGAUGGUGGAGAGAAAGAGGACGAGGUCGAUUGGAUGGAUGAGGGGUGGGAUUAUGAUGAGGACGAUGAUGAGAGUGGGCUGGGUGGGUUUUGAUGUUGGUUUUAGUGUGCUAUGAGAAGGUGUGGUAUUUGCUUCACUAGGGAGCAAAUAUCUCUCACACCGAGCAUGUAAAAGCUACAACUAUUAAAACGCUCAAAAUCGUGAUACAA
Parastagonospora nodorum SN15 is the source of this 859-nucleotide messenger RNA. RefSeq lists its product as hypothetical. Bases 36 to 743 code for a protein of 235 amino acids. NCBI's taxonomy places the organism in Eukaryota, Fungi, Ascomycota, Dothideomycetes, Pleosporales, Phaeosphaeriaceae. The transcript has a single exon. The record is from RefSeq and is a predicted model, not a curated record.